Orycteropus afer afer is the source of this 1008-nucleotide messenger RNA. The record is from RefSeq and is a predicted model, not a curated record. Lineage: Eukaryota; Metazoa; Chordata; Mammalia; Tubulidentata; Orycteropodidae.
AUGGGUCAUCGUACUCUAGCCUCCACCCCUGCCCUCUGGGCCUCCAUCCCCUGUCCACGUUCUGAGUUGCGCCUGGACCUGGUUCUGGCUUCUGGACAGUCCUUCCGGUGGAGAGAGCAAAGCCCUGCGCACUGGAGUGGCGUGCUGGGGGACCAAGUAUGGACAUUGACCCAGACGGAGGAGCACCUCUACUGUACGGUGUACCGAGGGAACAAGAGCCAGGUCGGCAAGCCUACGCUAGAGGAGCUACAGGCUGUACGCCGGUACUUCCAGUUGGAUGUCAGUCUGGCUCAACUGUAUUACCAUUGGGGUUCUGUGGACCCCCACUUCCAAGAGAUGGCCCAGAAAUUCCAAGGAGUACGGCUUCUACGGCAGGACCCCAUCGAGUGUCUUUUCUCCUUCAUCUGUUCCUCCAAUAACAAUAUCACUCGUAUCACUGGCAUGGUGGAGCGGCUCUGCCAGGCCUUUGGACCUCAACUCAUCCAGCUCGAUGAUGUCACCUACCAUGGCUUCCCCAGCUUGCAGGCUCUGGCUGGACCCAAGGUGGAGGCCCACCUCCGGAAGCUGGGCCUGGGGUACCGUGCCCGCUACGUGAGUGCCAGUGCCCGAGCUAUCCUGGAAGAACAGGGUGGGCUGCCCUGGCUGCAGCAGCUGCGUGAGGCCCCCUACGAGGAUGCCCACAAGGCCCUCUGCACCCUGCCUGGGGUGGGCACCAAGGUGGCUGACUGCAUCUGCCUGAUGGCCCUAGACAAGCCUCAGGCUGUGCCUGUGGACGUCCAUAUGUGGCAGAUCGCCCAAUGUGACUACAGCUGGCACCCCACCACAAGCCAAGCCAAGACUCUGGGCCCCCUGGCCAACAAGGAACUGGGAAACUUCUUCCGGAGUCUAUGGGGACCUUAUGCUGGCUGGGCCCAAGCGGUGUUGUUCUGUGCCGAACUGCGCCGAUCCCACCAUACUCAGAAGCCACCAGUAAAGCGUAGAAAGACGUCCAAAGGGCCAGAAGAUUAA